AUGUCAGAUGCAAAAUACUUUCAACGAGGUAAAAUACAAGAACUUCGUACCGAACUCAAUUCGGACAAGAAAGACAAACAACACACCAAGAAAAAGACAGUUCUAAAAAAGAUUGUGGCCAACAUGACAAUGGGCAACGACAUGUCUUCUUUAUUUCAAGAUGUAAUAAAUUGUAUGCGGAUACCAGCACUAGAAGUAAAAAAGAUGGUAUACCUAUAUUUGAUUAAUUACUCGAGAACAAAACCGGAUAUGGCUGUAAUGGCCAUUCCAACGUUUGUCAAAGAUGCCGAAGACCAAAAUCCGUUGAUACGCGCACUAGCCAUCAGAACCAUGGGGUAUAUCAAUGUCGAGAAAGUGGUCGACGCGUUAAUUGAGCCGCUUCGUCAUUGUUUACGGGAUCAAGAUCCGUACGUUAGGAAAACUGCUGCAAUAACCGUGGCAAAACUGUACAUGUAUGAUCGAUCACUGGUGGAAGGUGAUGGUUUUAUAGAUAUGUUGCGUGAUUUGUUGGCAGACGCUAAUCCAACAGUCGUAGCAAAUGCUGUGGCUGCUCUCACAGAAAUCUCGGAAAGAUCUGAUAAUAUACAAUUGAAGUUGAAUAUGAACGUUGCUAGUAAAUUGGUGGUCGCGCUUAACGAAUGUUCUGAAUGGGGACAAACCUACAUUUUGGAAGCUUUGAUGUCGUAUGUACCACAAGAGAUUGGUGAUGCUGAAUUAUUAUCGGAACUUAUUGCACCGAGACUGCAACAUGCUAAUUCCAGUGUUGUGCUUACUGCCGUCAAAGUUAUAAUGUAUUUUAUGAACUAUAUGACAAAGGAGGAAGAAAUUACUAAUAUGUGUCGUAAAUUGUCACCACCAUUGGUCACGCUUCUUUCUACUGGGCCAGAAGUACAAUAUGUCGCACUUCGUAAUACACUGUUGAUUAUCCAACGAAGACCAGAAGUCCUGCGCAAUGAUAUGAAAGUUUUCUUUUGUAAAUACAAUGAUCCGAUCUAUGUCAAAUUGGCUAAACUGGAAAUUAUGUUCCGUCUGGCCAAUGCCAGUAAUGUAGAUCAAGUAUUAUCAGAAUUAAAAGAAUAUGCCACAGAAGUGGAUGUUGACUUUGUUCGCAAAGCAGUGCGUUCGAUUGGUCGUCUAGCCGUAAAGAUCGAACAGACUGCUGAUCGAUGUAUUGCUGCACUCAUGGAGUUAAUCCAAACCAAAGUUAAUUAUGUCGUCCAAGAAGCGAUAGUUGUCAUCAAGGAUAUUUUCCGCAAAUACCCAAAUCAAUAUGAGCGUAUAAUUGGAACGCUUUGCGAAAAUUUGGAUAAUUUGGAUGAACCGGAAGCAAAAGCAGCAAUGAUUUGGAUUAUAGGCCAAUACGCGGAUCGUAUUGAAAAUUCCGAUGAACUACUGGACGAUUUCUUGUAUACUUUCCUCGAGGAACCCGUUGAGGUGCAAUUGGCGUUGCUCACUGCAACCGUCAAGCUUUUCAUAAAAAGACCAACCGCGGGAAAAGAUCUUGUUCCAAAAGUUUUAAAAUGGGCCACCGAAGAUGUAGAUAAUCCUGAUUUACGGGAUCGAGGUUACAUAUAUUGGCGUUUAUUGUCAACAGAUCCAGCUGCUGCCAAAGCAGUCGUAUUAUCCGAGAAACCAAGAAUUUCCACAGAGACUGAUAAUAUGGAACCGGGACUCCUUGACGAACUGUUACUUCAUAUAUCCAGUCUGUCCUCUAUAUACCAUAAAUCACCACAAACAUUUAUUCAUCACAAUGAAAUGAUCGCUGGCUCGUCGAGAAAUCCGGGAGGACUAGAAUCUAAUCCUUACGCCUUGGAUAUUAUAAAUCCUGAAAAUAAUAAAAACAAUGAUAAUCUAUUGUUGGAUUUGUAG
Molecule: messenger RNA, 1869 nt
Organism: Ambispora gerdemannii
Lineage: Eukaryota; Fungi; Glomeromycota; Glomeromycetes; Archaeosporales; Ambisporaceae
Source: the annotation of a GenBank genome assembly